Messenger RNA from Penicillium cataractarum, 804 nucleotides. RefSeq names its product oxidase ustYa family protein. Lineage: Eukaryota; Fungi; Ascomycota; Eurotiomycetes; Eurotiales; Aspergillaceae. The transcript has 7 exons. The coding region runs from base 1 to 804 and encodes 267 amino acids. The record is from RefSeq and is a predicted model, not a curated record. Gene Ontology annotation, biological process: mycotoxin biosynthetic process.
AUGUCUGAAGAGAGUCGACCUUUCAUCUCACAUGGCUCAAGGUCGCUGGCAGAGAAAUCGGAUGAUGAAUCGUCCGAGAACUUCGUGAUCGAAAUUCGUCAACCCAAGUCUCUGUUGUUUCUACGCAUUGCCUGUGUUCUGGAAGGCAUUGCCCUCAUUCUGCUGACAAUUGGACUUAUCCUUGCUUUUCAAACGAGGAACCCGGAGUUAGAUUCCGAUCUUGAAUGUGCCCGACAAGUAUCAGCUUAUUCUCCACUCCUUGAAGAACCCGACUUGAUCAAGUAUUCCGAGUACGAUCUUCCACUGUACUUCAACGAGAAAACAGACUAUCGUGGCCCACCAACCCCCGAGAGAGAGGUAAUGUGGGAGAAACUUUGGCACCAGGGUGCAUUUGAGGUGCCUGAAGAUAAGUUGGGUAUCAUGAACAAAUCACAUUCAGGUAGAACAUACAAACAUGUUCCACCGGAGGUGGGAACUGGCUAUGCGGCUCAACUGGAAGUCCUUCAUCAGUUGCAUUGUGUGCAUAUGCUCCGACAGUGGUCCUACAAAGAGCACUGGCUCGACAAAGGGCUUGACUUACCCGGAAGUCUUUAUGGAGACCCGAAGCUCACGAGAAUGCAUCUAGAUCAUUGCAUUGAAGUUUUACGAGCAAACAUCAUGUGUACCUCUGAUGUGACACCGAUCCUUAUAGAAUUAGAUCCAAAAGCACCAUUUGGAGAACGUGCCGAUUUCCGGUCAAACCAUAAAUGCCGCAACUUCUGGGAGAUCCGUCAAUGGGUCAUUGACCAUACUGCUAUUCCUUGA